AUGGCUGGCCGGCAUGGGUAUACAAGAUACCUCGUGAUGGGGCUCACAGAGCUCGCUGCGUCAGUGCAACAGCUUGCUGCUGUGUGGGAUGGACAGUAUAGAUGCAAGGGCAAACUAGAGAAACAACGGGCUGUCUUUGAAGACCCAUGUGGGGUUUCAUCAGUACUCUUUGCUGUGGACAUUAGGAGCAAGAUAACUCCACCCUUGCCACAUGGGUUUGUUGGGAAUGCUGUUGUAACAGCUUGUGCAAGUGCAAAGGUGGUGGAUUUGAAUAAGGAGUCUUUGGAAUUUUGUGUUGAGAAGGUGAAGGAAGCAAUAGAGAUGGUGACAGAUGAGUAUGUGAAAUCAGUAGUGGAUUGGUUGGAGGUUUAUAGAGGGGUCCCUUCCACUUUAGAUGAGAAUUUUUAUGUGUCAGCUUGGUGGAAGCUGCCCUUCCAUGAGCUGGAUUUUGGUGCCGGCCUAUCAUCCAUCAUCCUCGCCAGAGUAUUCAAGUCUUGUACUAAACCAUUACGCAUAGGCUGGCGUAUACACGCUUCAGAGGAUAGAACUGCAUUGGUUUCGGUGGCGGCGGAACGCGGCGAGUCACUUUAA
Molecule: messenger RNA, 591 nt
Organism: Magnolia sinica
Lineage: Eukaryota; Viridiplantae; Streptophyta; Magnoliopsida; Magnoliales; Magnoliaceae
Product: acyltransferase GLAUCE-like
Exons: 3
Coding region: 1-591 (196 amino acids)
Molecular function (GO): acyltransferase activity, transferring groups other than amino-acyl groups
Source: RefSeq, a predicted model, not a curated record